GUAUAUUUGAUACAGGUGACAUUAAAAAUUCAUGAAAUUUCAUUGUGACCACUGUCAAUUUAAAUGCCAUCAGAAUACAUGUGCAUCAUGCUGUUCGUUUGCAUUGUUGAAUCUGACUUAAUGUUGAAUAUAAAAAAAAUAACAAUUCAAGUUUGUUACACCUAUAGCCUAGAAACAUUUAACUAAUGGUACAAGAAUAGAGUAGGGAAACCAGUUCACUCGCACUUUAACACUUCAUAUUAACAUAUGGUCUUACUGCAGUAUAUGGAGGAAAAAGGAGUUAAAUACUUUCAAUUGUUUAAAAAGUUGUUGUUAUUAUUAUUGCUGCCAUGUCAACAAACCAUCAAUAAAUGUGUUAUUUUCCGUUAUUACACACGGGUGUUUUUCGUAGCAAGUGAACAUGGACUCUAUGCGCGCAAACAGAUCAGGGACGUCCCGCGCGUUGUUUUUCUAUUCGCACUCAGCCUUUACGGGCUUCUGCACGACUCGAUGAUACAACGAUGACCAUUUCCGCCAAUCACAGACGAAUGCGCUUGAUGCGCGCGGCAAGUGCAAACCCAAACGCCAAGAAGUCGCUUUUUCUAAAGGGGCGUAUUUUUCUUGCCAAUUUAAUUACAAACCAACGUUCAAUGCACACGAUACACUCUACAAUAAUGUCAGACGCCAAUUUGCAACAAUCGGGCAUCAUGUCAAGGUGAUAGCGUUGUGUAAAUAGCCGGGAUGAGUGUUUAGGAACGUUUUUGUGACAAGUCUCUUCAAUGGAGGGUUGAGGAAGCCCGUCUCGCUACAGAAGAGGACGCUGUCGCCCCUGGAUAUGACCGGCAUUCCUUGUCGUUUCGAGCAAUCGAUAAAAGAAACUUCUUAAACUACUUCAAAGAGUUCUCAUAAAAAAAUCCUCCACAUGCAGCAAUGACAGCUUUGCAGAUCCUUGACAUUCUAGCUGUCAGUUUGUCCAGAUACUCAGAGGAGACUUUCAAUGAGGAAGUUAAAGAAACGAGUUGGCCAAUCAAGGGCUGGAGGCUUUGGAAGAGGAAUAAUCCAAGGGAGGAGUAAGGACCAAGUUGGUCCAUCCAGCCAGGCCGAUAUGGACGCUUUACUCUGUCCACCUUCUCCAUGCAGAUUAAACUUCUCUGCGACUAGAGACACACUUACGUAUGCACAGGCUCAGAAAAUGGUGGAGAUCGAGCUGGAAGGAAGACUCCACCGGAUCAACAUCUCCGACCAGCUCUCUGUCUUAACCGAGGAUGAGAUGUUGGCUCAGGAUCUGACUGAAUGCAACAGCAACAAAGAGAACAGCGAGCAGAUCCUGAGUCGAGCAAGGCAAGGAAACAAACAGACUACUUCUAAAAGCAGGAGAAAAGAUGUUAAAAACACCACUAAAAAUCAGAGGUCUGGGUCUCAGUGUAGCUCCCAGAGCCAGGUCUAUUCGACACACCACACCCAUGUACAAAGCCCUCUGCCUAAGCCUACGUUUCGCAAUGUGGAGACUUUCAAAGCCUCAGAUGCUCCUCCUCUUCCUGUGGCUUAUUACCGCUACAUGGAGAAGUCAAGUGAGGAGUUGGACAAUGAGGCCGAGUAUGACAUGGACGAGGAGGACAUGGCUUGGCUAGAGAUGGUCAAUCAGAAGCGUGUGUCCGAUGGCCACGCCUCUGUCCCCCCUGAUACAUUUGAGCUACUGAUUGACAGACUGGAGCGAGAGUCCAUUUUAGAGUCCCGCAGUCAGGCGCUGUCCCAGAGCACCAUUGACGAGGAUGCCUACUGUUGCGUUUGCCUUGACGAUGAGUGUCUCAACAGCAACGUCAUCCUAUUUUGUGACAUCUGCAACCUCGCUGUGCAUCAGGAAUGUUACGGGGUGCCCUAUAUCCCAGAGGGCCAGUGGCUGUGCAGGCACUGCCUGCAGUCCCCAUCACGCCCUGUGGAUUGCGUCCUUUGCCCGAAUCGAGGAGGUGCAUUCAAACAAACCAGCGAUGGAAACUGGGCCCAUGUCAUCUGUGCCAUAUGGAUCCCUGAAGUGUGCUUCGCCAACACUGUGUUCCUAGAACCUGUGGAGGGAGUGAAAAACAUUCCUUCUGCGAGAUGGAAACUUACCUGUUACCUGUGUAAACAGAAAAGCAGGGGGGCAUCUAUUCAGUGCCACAAAGCAAACUGCUACAGGGCGUUUCAUGUUACCUGUGCCCAGAGAGCGGGCCUCUAUAUGAAAAUCGACCCUGUGCGAGAGACUGGUACAAAUGGCACCACUUUUACCGUGAAGAAGACUGCUUUCUGCGAGAACCACUCUCCCCCUGGCACAGGUACUGAGGGAGAUGAGGAUAAUGGGUUGGUCGGGGGCAGGGGUAACAGAGGUCAAAGGUCAUAUACGUUAGGCCCUCCGCUGCAGCAGAACCAGCAUGGGCGGAAAAAAGGAUCGGCCACACAACAGAAGAAAAAUUCAGCAGGAACCUCACGGAAGACAGGAGUCCCCCUGCUUCUGGUGCCACAGAUACCGUCCUUUAGGCUCAACAAGAUUUGCACAGGGGUGUCUGUUGAGAGGAAGAAUCAAUUUAUGCAGAGGCUUCACAAUUACUGGCUGCUGAAACGUCACUCUCGUAACGGAGUGCCACUCAUCCGCCGGCUGCAUUCGCAUCUACAAGCUCAAAAGUCUGAGCAGAAAGAACCAGAUGCAAAGUUGCAAGCUGUCAGGGAAGAGCUGAAGUACUGGCAGAAGCUUCGUCAGGACCUGGAAAAAGCUCGACUUCUUAUCGAACUCAUACGAAAGAGGGAGAGACUUAAAAGAGAACAGAUGAAACUUCACCAGGCUGCGCUGGAGCUGCAGCUCACCCCUGCACUGAUGUUUCUACGCUCCACACUGGAACAGCUGCAGGAAAAAGACACCGAUCAUAUUUUCAACACACCCGUCAAUCUGAAGGAGGUUCCAGAUUAUCUGGAGUUUGUUUCUGAGCCGAUGGACUUCUCUAAAAUGCAUAACAAGCUGGAGGCCCAUAAAUACUCCUCGGUGGCUGACCUUGAAAGUGAUUUCAACCUAAUGAUAUCCAACUGUCUGAGGUAUAACUCCAAUGACACCAUGUUCCACAAGGCUGCAAUGCAGCUGCGGGAGGUGGGAGGAGCUGUCCUGAGACACGCCCAGCAUCAGGCUCUCAGCAUAGGCCUUGAUCCCAGCACAGGCAUGCACUUACCAGACAAGCCUAGCAUACGCAAAUCCACAGUCUCUUGGUGGGAUGAAGUUGACUUGCUCUUGGACCCUGAAAAUCGGGUGCACAUGUCUCCAGAGGACCAGCUGAAAAUCUUGCUGGACAAACUUGAUCUGGUGGCGACCAUGCGAACCAGUGGAGGUCGCACAAAACGCAUGCGCCUGCUGCGCAGAGAAAUUAACAGUCUCCGUCACAAGAUCAGCCACCAGGGCCGCAGCUCACGACUGCUGAACAGAAAAAGUAAAAAGGACAAGAGUAAGGAGGAAAGUGAGGACAAGAUGGAUUACAUAACCUCCAAUCCAGACACUAAGAAAUCAACAUCACAAAAAACUCAAGAACCCACUUGUCCAGCCUCUUCACCUUUACCUGGAGAUGCUCCACCAAAAGCGCCCAUGUUCUGCCUUGAGACAGGAUGGACCACCACACCAAGGCAGUCGAAUAAACCUGGCAGCAGCAAACAAAGAGGAAAAGGAAAACAGAGGGGCCUAAAUGAAGAACGAAACCAGAUUUUAGAAGAAGAAGAUGACUUCCACACUAAGGAGGAUGACACAGUGGCCCCCAACCUACCGGAGAAGGAUGUGAACACAGUUUCCUCCACAGAGAGCCCCUCUGAUUCUCCCAAAAUUGGCGUGGGUCGUCGGACAUCUGUUCUCUUCAAGAAAGCUAAAAACGGAGCCAGACUGACAAAGGAAAAGCCAGUCUUAUUGCAGAAUGGAGUCAGCACAGCCAAAAAUGAUCCAACCCCACCAGCUAAAUUUCUGUCAGCACCUCCUGCCCCAAAGUUAUUGUCUCCAUCCCCCCACCAGCUGAGAUCCAGAGGACUGAGUGUGUGCUCGGACAGCGAAGGCGAAAAGUCACACUUACCGCCUGAAGAGAAUGGCUUAAUAAAUGGACUCAAGAGACACAGCAGCAACUCAUCAGAUACAGAAAGCUGCACUCCCUCCUUCCCAACACACAGUUCCUCACCUCCAAAACGCAGUCGUGGUAAGCCAGCGCUCAGCAAGGUUCCUGUUCCUGAGGAGGCAAAUAGAGUUACUAAUACAAGCAGACGCACUUCUCAAAAUGAUGAAGAGAUGGAGCCUCUUACCUUGGUUUGGGCGAAAUGUCGUGGCUAUCCCUCAUACCCUGCAAUGAUUGUCAAUCCCAAAAUGCCCCGGGAAGGAAUUCUUCAUAAUGGCAUUCCCAUCCCAGUACCUCCUAAAGAAGUUUUGAAAUUGGGUAGACACAGACAGGAGCAGACAAAGGAGAAGCUCUUUCUUGUGCUGUUUUUCGAUACAAAGAGAACCUGGCAGUGGCUGCCAAUGGACAAGCUCCAUCACAUGGGCAUUGAUGACACAGUUGAUCGACUUCGUCUGAUGGAGGGCAAGAAACCGAAUGUGCGAAAGUCAGUGCACACGGCAUACGACCGAGCAAUGACGCACCUGAGCCAUGUGCAGGAAAACUCAACCUUUAACCCCUCAAAUUUUAUAUAAAGCACUUGGGUGGCAAAUAGAUGUCUAAAACUGACUGUAGGAGAUCAAUGAAGGUACAACAUUCAAUAUAAUUUGUCUCUUCUGUCCCAUAUCCUUCCCCUCCUCUAAGCACAUAGAGGCAUAUUAAAUUCUUCAGGAUUGUCAUAUUUAAAUCAUAGCCUUUUUUUAUUAAAGGGUUAGUUCAACCAUAUUUUUUUACAUACAAUGAAAAUGAAUGGUGACUAGUGUUGGGUGUAAUCUGAAAAAUAUGUACUUAGUUACUGUAAUCUAAUUACUUUGUCAAAAAAGGUAUUAUAAUGCAUUACACAUUAAAUUAUUGUAAUCAGAUUACAGUUACUGACUUUCAAUUAAGUUAAUAACUUUUCAGUACAUUACGUAGGUUACGCAUUUCUAAAAUAAUAUUAUUUAUGAAGUAUACAUUUAAAACAUGAAUUGUUAAUUUGUAUAUCUGUCUGUUCAUGUGUCUGUGGCAGCUGAAGGGACAACGAAAAUGAAAUACAGGCAUCAUUUUGAAUUUGAGCGGAAAAACAAAACUUCUGUAAAAAUUGUUUUAGAAAGUAACUUAAAGUUAGGGAUGCACUGAUAUGAAAAUUUUUGUCCGAUACCAAUUUGAACAAAAAACCAUAGGCCGAUACCGAUAUUUUGACACUUUAUUUUGUCAUCAGAUCACUGUUUUACUUUGGAAUUCUGCUUUAAAAAUGUACAAAGAGGUACAAAAGCUUUUUCACUGUUCUAACAAUAAAUAAUUUCCAUUGAACAAACCUUUUAAGAGAGUCACAAUGAAAGAUAAAUAGAAGAUAUAAAAAAAAUAACUAAAUAUGAUAACAUGAUGAUUGAUAUGAAAAAAGGUUAUUUUGUACUUCAAAAUAUUUUUGCACUUCUGUUUUUGCAGUUCAAAACAACAGAACUCACAUUUUACAUGUAUGUACUGUAUAUGAUAGCACAUAACAAAUUCAUACUAUGCAUAUGUUGGGUUAUUCCACGGAAAUGUCAACCACAUCAUGGAAAAAUAAAAAGUUUAAACCAAAAGGGAAAAAAAAACCCUUUUCAAUUCUGUAUUAUAGUAGUAUAAUGGAUAAUAAAUUAUGUUAUCUAGACCGCUAGAGGGUGCCGCAUGCUCACACAGCGCUGACUGAAGUGCUGAAUGCAGAAUGCAGUCUUUUAAGGUUUAGAAAUCGCACAAGGCCAUAUUGCGAUUUCAGUCUUAAUUCAGUCAAUCACACAGCAUUAAUGAAUAUCAUACCGAUGUCUCGGAAGUCAGAGUUUGUUGGUUUCAAAGCAUUUUGAAUGGUUUCCCUCAUCAUGUAGCCUAUAGGUUAAGUGCCGUUUUCACAACUGUCACGUCAGUUUGUGACGAUUUUUUCCGCAUUAACGUGAGAACGAGACAGAAUGAAAAUUAAAUAUUACAUGUUUUUAGUGUCAACCCUUCUUUAUAUUGUGGCUAUUAUUAUUUCUAGAUUGUGCAUUUGAAUUCACAGUUUUUACAAAGUAUUUUACUAAUCAAUUAUAAAUAAACCAUCUUUUUUCAUAUUGCCGUUUUUAACCGAUAUACCGAUGGUUUAAAUUUGGUCAGUAAUUGGCCAAUAAAUAUCAGCAACUGAUACAUUGGUGCAUCCCUACUUUAAAUAAUUAGUAAUGUGAUAACUUUUCCGAUCCAUAUAUUGACCUGAUUACAAUUUUAGAGAAGUCAUUUGUAUUGGAUUACUAUUUUUUGAGCACCAAAAACACUGAUAGUGAGAGACGCUAACAUUUUGAAAGAAGAUCAGACAGGUUUGGAAAAAUAUGAGGGUGAGUAAAUGAUGACAGAAUUUUAGUUUUUGUGGUGAACUAUCCCUUUAAAUGUUAUGAUUCAAAUUGAUCCAGUUUAUCUAAGAAUUCAGUUCUUACAAUUGCACUUAUUUCUCUAUGUUUGAAAAUAUUUUGCCACUUGUUCCAGUGGGCCUCUUCCACUUGUAACAAUUGAAUAUUUCAAAGAAGAUUUAUAUUGAAUGGUAGGUUACAGUUGCCAAUGCAGCAGGGCUUUCGGGCAGUACAGCUCAGGUACGUGUUGCUAGAAUGCAUUUCGUAACAGUUUACUUGAUGGAUCAAUUUCUGGGCGGAGGAUUCUGGUUUGUGAAAUACAUGUGUGCAAGUACCUGCAGUUCUAUUGCCCUUAGUUCUGGUGGUUAAUAAUUAAAACGUGACCAUGUAUGCUUUUCGUCUUUAUCAGGUUCGACGUCAUGUUGUAAGCCUCUGAUGUUUGACUCUUUCCAUAGUUGUUUUAACUUACUGUGAGAUGCCAUUUAAAUGUAAUUCAUUUCAUUGGCACUACUUAAAAUUAACGUGUCCAAGUUUAUUUUAAUGAAAGGAUUUCUUUGGGUUUGUGUCAAUGAGCUUGUAAUUGUGGGUGGAGAAUACAGUGUACAUACAGUAUAAAUGCAUGUAUGUAGAAAAUAUGCACAGAUGUGUUUUAAAAUCUGAAAUGUAAAUUAAGUGAUGACAAACAUUGUACAUGUCAUUUUAAUUUAUUAUGAGUGGUUAUGGAAAAGUUAUUUAAUAGUAAUUGAGAAGGUUUAAUUGAACAGCUCUGUUAUACUGUUCAAAAAGAAUGACUGUUUUAAUGCAGUUGUUCCUUAGUGGUCUACAGUGAGAGAACAUUAUAGAAUAAAACAUUAAGUAGUCUCUUAGAAAAUGUAUGCACAGUAAAAGAGAAUUGUGUUUUUUAAAGCCUGUGGAAAAAGCUAAUAGAACCAAACAAAAAUGUCUGAAACAGUAUUUUCUCAAAUGGGAAAUAAACACACUGUCGAACUGC
This is a messenger RNA of Myxocyprinus asiaticus (Chinese sucker), 7451 nucleotides long. Its product is annotated as bromodomain and PHD finger-containing protein 3-like. Gene Ontology annotation, cellular component: MOZ/MORF histone acetyltransferase complex. Lineage: Eukaryota; Metazoa; Chordata; Actinopteri; Cypriniformes; Catostomidae. The record is from RefSeq and is a predicted model, not a curated record. Gene Ontology annotation, molecular function: protein binding. Bases 977 to 4660 code for a protein of 1227 amino acids. The transcript is spliced from 14 exons. Gene Ontology annotation, biological process: regulation of transcription by RNA polymerase II.